This is a messenger RNA of Papilio machaon (common yellow swallowtail), 1844 nucleotides long. It is a transcript of the gene nAChRalpha6, whose product is annotated as neuronal acetylcholine receptor subunit alpha-7. Gene Ontology annotation, molecular function: acetylcholine-gated monoatomic cation-selective channel activity; transmembrane signaling receptor activity. The record is from RefSeq and is a predicted model, not a curated record. The transcript is spliced from 13 exons. Lineage: Eukaryota; Metazoa; Arthropoda; Insecta; Lepidoptera; Papilionidae. Bases 98 to 1687 code for a protein of 529 amino acids. Gene Ontology annotation, cellular component: synapse; postsynaptic membrane; neuron projection. Gene Ontology annotation, biological process: regulation of membrane potential; chemical synaptic transmission; signal transduction.
CCGCUCGGGCCGGCCGAGUAGUGUAGAGCAGGCCGCAUGAGCGCGCCGGUGUGGUAGCGCAGCGUGCGCGGGUGUGGUAUGCCCGCGCGUCGCAGCCAUGGCCCCCAUCCUGGCGGCCUUGGCGCUGCUCGCCCUGCUGCCCGUAUCGGAGCAAGGGCCGCACGAGAAGCGACUGUUGAAUGCGCUGUUGGCCUCCUACAACACCCUGGAGCGGCCUGUUGCCAACGAGAGCGAACCUCUCGAGGUGCGCUUCGGCCUCACGCUGCAACAGAUCAUUGACGUGGAUGAGAAAAACCAAAUCUUGACCACAAACGUCUGGCUUAACUUGGAAUGGAAUGACUACAACUUGAGAUGGAAUGACAGCGAGUACGGAGGUGUCAAGGAUCUGCGCAUCACACCGAACAAGCUUUGGAAACCUGACGUUUUGAUGUACAACAGUGCUGACGAGGGUUUUGACGGGACAUACCAGACGAACGUGGUGGUCAGAAGCAACGGCAGUUGCCUGUACGUGCCUCCGGGCAUUUUCAAGAGCACAUGCAAGAUAGACAUCACUUGGUUCCCCUUCGACGACCAGCAUUGUGACAUGAAGUUUGGUAGUUGGACCUAUGACGGCAAUCAGUUGGACCUGGUGCUUAAAGAUGAAUCUGGUGGUGACUUAUCAGAUUUUAUAACGAAUGGAGAAUGGUAUUUAAUAGGGAUGCCUGGAAAGAAGAAUACAAUAACAUACGCGUGUUGCCCGGAACCUUACGUCGAUGUCACCUUCACCAUUAUGAUACGCCGGAGAACAUUGUACUAUUUCUUCAACUUAAUAGUUCCGUGCGUACUAAUUUCAUCAAUGGCGCUUCUCGGCUUCACUCUACCACCGGAUUCCGGAGAGAAAUUAACACUCGGUGUUACGAUUUUGUUAUCGUUAACAGUUUUUCUCAACCUGGUAGCUGAAAAGAUGCCUACAACAUCGGAUGCCAUUCCCCUUAUAGGAGUCACUAUUCUACUGUCGCUGACGGUGUUCCUCAACUUGGUAGCCGAGACCCUGCCGCAGGUCUCCGACGCCAUUCCCCUGUUAGGAACAUACUUCAAUUGCAUCAUGUUUAUGGUGGCUUCAUCUGUGGUACUGACAGUGGUCGUACUGAAUUACCAUCAUAGGACAGCGGAUAUACACGAGAUGCCUCAAUGGAUAAAGACUGUAUUCCUGCAAUGGUUGCCGUGGAUUUUGAGGAUGUCGAGGCCGGGUAAGAAGAUAACCCGGAAGACGAUAAUGAUGACGAACAGGAUGAGGGAGCUGGAGCUGAAGGAGAGGUCUUCCAAGUCGCUGUUGGCGAAUGUUCUGGACAUCGACGACGACUUUAGACACGCGCCGCCGCCUCCCAACAGCACUGCGUCCACGGGAAACUUGGGGCCAGGGUGUUCAAUAUUCCGCACGGACUUCCGACGGUCGUUCGUGCGUCCCUCCACCAUGGAAGACGUGGGCGGGCUGGGCAGCCACCACCGCGAGCUGCACCUCAUCCUUAGGGAGCUGCAGUUCAUCACCGCAAGGAUGAAGAAAGCUGAUGAAGAAGCUGAACUUAUUAGUGAUUGGAAAUUUGCCGCGAUGGUUGUUGAUAGGUUUUGCUUGUUUGUGUUUACUCUGUUCACAAUCAUCGCGACAGUCGCCGUGCUGCUAUCUGCGCCACAUAUUAUAGUGCAGUGAAGCAAACCGGUCAAACUCAAAUACGAGAGAACUAAUUUUACUGUAAUUAUAAUUGUUUAUUUAUAUACUAUUAUCUUAUAACGUGGUUCAAACGCACACGUCAUCAUUAACUCUGUCUAAAUAUAGAUAUAAGUGAAUUGUAAUCUUUAACAUAGUU